Phacochoerus africanus (Common warthog) is the source of this 2092-nucleotide messenger RNA. It is a transcript of the gene FAM76A, whose product is annotated as family with sequence similarity 76 member A. NCBI's taxonomy places the organism in Eukaryota, Metazoa, Chordata, Mammalia, Artiodactyla, Suidae. The transcript has 9 exons. The record is from RefSeq and is a predicted model, not a curated record. The coding region runs from base 122 to 1042 and encodes 306 amino acids.
GCACCCGAGGGCCCGCCCGCCUGCCGCAGCCCGCAGCCUGCCGCCGCCAGGUUGUACCUCAGACUGUCAGAUAAAGCGGCGGGCCGGGCCGGCGGGGCGGUGAGCACGGCCCGGGCCGGACAUGGCGGCGCUCUACGCCUGCACCAAGUGCCACCAGCGCUUCCCCUUCGAGGCGCUGUCUCAGGGGCAGCAGCUGUGCAAGGAAUGUCGGAUUGCACACCCUGUUGUGAAGUGCACCUACUGUAGGACUGAGUACCAGCAGGAGAGUAAAACCAAUACUAUAUGCAAGAAAUGUGCUCAGAAUGUGCAGUUGUAUGGAACGCCCAAACCUUGUCAGUAUUGCAACAUAAUUGCAGCAUUUAUUGGCAACAAAUGCCAGCGUUGCACAAAUUCAGAGAAGAAGUAUGGACCACCAUAUUCUUGUGAACAGUGCAAACAGCAGUGUGCAUUUGACAGGAAAGAUGAUAGAAAGAAGGUAGAUGGGAAAUUGCUGUGCUGGCUGUGUACACUUUCAUAUAAACGGGUCCUUCAGAAGACCAAAGAGCAGAGGAAGCACCUGAGCAGCUCUUCCCGUACAAGCCACCAGGAGAAGGAGCAGUACAGUCGACUGAGUGGUGGCCAUUAUAACAGUCAGAAAACACUUUCUACGUCUUCAAUUCAAAAUGAAAUCCCAAAGAAAAAAUCCAAGUUUGAGUCAAUAACAACCAAUGGAGACAGCUUUUCCCCAGACCUGGCCCUGGACUCACCAGGUACUGACCACUUUGUCAUCAUUGCCCAACUGAAAGAAGAAGUAGCCACUCUGAAGAAGAUGCUGCAUCAAAAGGAUCAAAUGAUUUUAGAGAAAGAGAAGAAGAUCACAGAGUUGAAGGCUGAUUUUCAAUACCAAGAAUCUCAGAUGAGAGCAAAAAUGAACCAGAUGGAGAAAACCCACAAAGAAGUCACAGAACAAUUGCAGGCCAAAAACCGAGAGCUCCUGAAGCAGGCAGCUGCCUUGUCGAAGAGCAAGAAGUCAGAGAAGUCAGGAGCUAUAACCUCUCCAUGAGAGACCACAAGGAGGCUCCCGGCAGCAGCACGUGGAUUCCUGGGUUAGGGUGGCAAUCUGGCUAUUCUUUGGGAAUUGCAAGCUUUCUUAAGAAAUCUCUAUUUUAUUACAGUUAUCCUCCUUUGUGUGAUUGCAGUGGGCUGAAUGGAAACACCUGGUUUGUGCUGUGUUAGGACUGCAUGCUUGAAUGUUUGGGGUUUCAAGCUCUCUCUCUCUCUUACUCUCUCACACUCUCACUCCCUUUCCUCUCUCUGAACCUUUCUCUUAGUACUACUGUCUCUGUCUGUCUCUCUCUUUUGGUACUUUUUUUUUUUUUUUUUUGUGGUGGUCACUGCUCAGUGUUAUGUGCAGAAUAAUUUUUUUGUGUGUCCAUCAUUGCAUCCUGCCAUACCUGUGAGCAAAUAGUUUGGCAUUAGUUAUGUAUCACUGCCACCCUCUGAACUUCGAAAACUGCCACCUUAAGACUGGGUACAAUGGAAGAGACUUUCUCUCUCCAAUAAACCUUUUGCUUCAGGGUAUACUCUUGGGUUUUUUUCCAGGUAUAUUAUGUAUGAACUUUGUACUAUGUAUAGCCAGAGUUUUAUUUAUUUUUUAAAAAAGGAAACCUUUUCUUGAUAAAGGAAUAAUGGUAGCCUAGCUUGUUCUUCUUGUAAAAGUGACGCCUCUUAAAAAAGAGUCCUACUCUCUAGCUUUUAGUGAAAGAACCAGAUCUUUUCUUUCUUGUUACCUUGGAGUCUUAAAAACUGAUUGCUAAGGUAAAACAAUUAGAUAUGUAAGUGUGGAGUUAAGUGCCUUUUAGAGGAUUUUUUUGGAAGAGCAUGUAAGAAGAUACUUAAGGGAGGUAGCAAGGAUUUGGACAACCUGCCUUCCUAAGUAAGGGCAGAAAGAUUGUCCAGGUUGUACUGGACACUUCCCUCCCCAACCCUUUCCUGAUUGUUGUAUGUGACUGAUUUUAAAUUCUCACACUGCCACCUCUUUUUAAAAAAAAAUACCCCUUUCCUAUAGCAGCCGUCAUACUGGGCCAUUGUCAGAAAACUUUUUUUUUUUUUU